Messenger RNA from Neodiprion fabricii, 5485 nucleotides. RefSeq names its product proteoglycan 4-like. Gene Ontology annotation, molecular function: ATP binding; protein serine/threonine kinase activity. The transcript is spliced from 7 exons. NCBI's taxonomy places the organism in Eukaryota, Metazoa, Arthropoda, Insecta, Hymenoptera, Diprionidae. Gene Ontology annotation, biological process: protein phosphorylation. The record is from RefSeq and is a predicted model, not a curated record. The coding region runs from base 124 to 4536 and encodes 1470 amino acids.
CUGGCUUACACUCAGUCGGUCUUGGAUCUCCAAACCAUAAGAACGUGCUCCUUAACUAAGUUUCCCAAAUGUAUUUUAAAUCAUUCUAGUACGUAGGUAAUCGAUUUGAAUAUCAUCUAAAUAAUGCCUCGGUAUGGCGAUGGCUCUCCGUACCAAUUUGGUACGUCAUUUUCAAACCACAGUUCAUUGAUGACAACUACAGGUUUCGGGCGCAUACAUGGUCCCCUGGUAUCGCGGUACUCGCCACAUCUCUCUACGAUAUCUGAAUCUCCGCUGAAUCACCUGCGGCGUUAUUCUCCGGUCGUUGCAGUGGCCUCAAGACCGAAAAGCGUAGACACAGCAGACAUAGAUGUCUCGACUCCCAGACAUUUAUCGCAUACCGAGGGUCAUGGACGAAAUAGGGUGCGAAGAGAUAGACCGACAGUUAGAAUCAGAUCCCAGGCUCUUAAAGACAACCCGGCGCUAAGAGAACUCAAUGAAAAACAUGAGAAAACAGUCGGAGAACUCCUUGUGGAGAAAUUUUUGAUCAGAGAUAAAUCGGAAGCGGAUCCUAUCAAAAUGAUUAAAGCUUAUCAUCAGCCUAGCUUAGAGAGGACAGUCAAUGAAGCGGUUCAAAAGAAGGUAACCCGGAGACUGACUCGCAGACGAUCUUCGUUAGAGAUACCGACAGAUUCUGAAAUAAUAGCCAGAGAAGUUAUAAUCGCUCAAGCCCAAGCAGUGGCUUUGGAUACUUUGGUGGAACAGGAACAGGCGCAGAUUAAAGUUGACGCGAGAAAGGGUAGAUUGGUCAAAAGAAGCAUGUCUCGAGACUCAAUUUCCGUUCCAGUACAGAAUUUGGAUAACGAGACGGAUACGAUUGAAGAUUCGGAACGAGCUGGCUCGGUAAAGAAGACGUUGAAGAAGAUAAAAAAAAAGAAAAAAACUCUCAACAGAAGUCCGUCACAGAGUGAAGACUGUGACGAACCUGGUAAUGGGACACAAUAUAUUACACAAACCAAGUCGGACAGCAACUUAACACUACGAAGUCAGUCAUCAGUGGAACUUGGCGAGGAUAGGUCGAGAAUUAGACCGCAGAAAUUUAAAAUAGAAGCUUCUAACAGUGUUGGUGAUUUUUCAACGCUAUGGAUAAACGCAUCAUCCGCACCAACUAGUCCUGUGUCUACAGAACAGUAUCGGGAAUCAAUCAGGCUACCUGCGCCGAAAAGUAAUAAAACUACUUCGCUGGCUAAAGUCAUCAAUGAAUUACAAUCGAAUGAAAAUGACGACGAUUCAGUCGUUGUGGCGUUGCCUAAACAAUACGUCAAUGAUACAUCGAGGAACAGUGUUUGCCUUACUUUAAAAACUGUUGUAAAAGAACCGGCAGUAUCUAGAACUCGAAAAAUUGGCGUUACAGGAACUGUGUCUGAUAAAUAUUCUCCUAUAAAAACAUUAGGUAAUUCAAAAGAUUCGAUAAAGGAAUCUAGUACAGCUGUCAACUCGAAAGUUGAACUCACGGGCAAGCACGACAGGUAUACAGAUGUAGAAACGUCGGCAAUAAAUACAACAGGUCUAGUUGGGAGUGUUGAAAAUUCUUCUGACGUAAUUGAAAAAACAACCGUCAUUGUGGCUGCAGGUAUCAAAGACCGUUCGAAAGCUGCUAUAAAAAAACCUGAGAACGCAUCUAGGAAUCCUAAGACGCCAAUCAAGAAGUCAAAUUUUCAAUUUAACAAUACAGACCUGAGGGAAGAAUCCCAGAACCACAGUAACGCUUCAAAUUCCACAGAGGAAAUAUCAACUUCACCUAAGGCGAUCGACGAUGUGUCUAUAACGGAUAAAAUAUUAGAAAAAUCUUUAAAUCAUACUGCAGAGCUGACAAAACCAAGCAAAGAAAUCGACAAUGUUGGCACUGUUUCAGAAACAAAAGUGAUUAUAGAAAAGUUAGCACCUGCGUCACCUAUUUUAGACGUAGAAAACAAAGCUGGUUCAGUUGCACCGAGUGCUCAGUUGCCUGAGGUCGAUUUUUGGGGUGAAAUUGAACCCGAAACUACUUCGAUCAAACCAAAGUCAAAAUUAUCCUUGAAAGUGGACAAACCAGUCAGUGUCGAUGAACCUGUUCCAUCUGUAGAAAAAGAGGUACCCACUCCGAUCAAACCCAAGUCAAAAUUAUCCUUGAAAGCGGACGAAUCAGUCAGUGUCGAUGAACCUGCUCCAUUUGCAGAAAAAAAGGUACCUACUGUAACUGCUGAGAAACCAUUAACAAUUAUUGCUGAUAAUUCAAUUGACAGAGAGACUGAUUCAAAUGACCAUAGGAGAUUAAACGGUACUUUGCAAACAGUGAGCAAAAAAGUUUCUGAAGAACAUAUUAAAGUAGACGAUGAUGUUGCAUCGACAGAUGUGAAUACCAGUGUUGAAAGUAGCGUUUCAAUUCCGUCAAAUGACAAGGUAUCAGAAGUAAAGAAAUCCUUGGAAGAAAACGCUUGUAUUAAAGAUCAGGACACGAGCGAAUCUGAGAAGCUAGAAAACGCAGAUACUACCAACAUCGUAGAAAGCCAAGAUAAUCAAGAUAUAGAUGAGUUACCGACGCCUAUUUCUGCCAGUGGAGAAACAGCAAUAAAUUCUGGAUUCGACGCUCCUCUCCCGACGAUAAACAUUGUGGCAGCUCCAGCUACGCCAGAAGUAAAUGUGGAAUCAACGCCUCACGAAGGUUCCAGUACACCGACCAACGAAUGGCCCAAUGCAAAUUUAACAAAGGAUAAAUGGGAGAGCCAGAAUAAUUUGUCAGAGGUUGGUGAUUUUGACAAAGAAACAACGCCCACACCGCCUAGCGGUCCAGACCUCAGCACCAGUGCUCAAUCUUCGAAGAAGAAGAAAAUUAUUAAAAGAAAGAAAUCAGCAGUUAAGAAAUUGGCAAGCGAAGAGAACGGAUUGGUUGAAGAAGCAGCGAAGCCAGUUCCAGAAAAGUCUCCGAAACCAAGUCCGCAAAACUCGGCGCAAAGUUCAGCGCUAAAUUCGCCGCGUUGCUCUCCAAGGUCAAGUCCCAGAGACAGUCCCAAACAGAGACCCAUGGAUCUGAUUAGAAUGUUCUACACAACGCCAGGACCGCUGCUGACAGCUACACCGAGAGACUUGUCCAAAGUAAGAAGAGGAGGAAAACGUCGGAAACGUCCUGUGUCGAUAGCUUCUUCAGCGAGCGAUAGCACAGAAAGUGCUAGGAGUACUCAGAGCACAACGACAGAAAGCAUCGAAGACACUAGUUCCACUUGUACCGAGGGUGGCGACGAGGCAAAAGAUGAUAAAAGACUAACAUCCAUGAGAAGCAAUGACUCUGGCUUCGAUGGAUCUCCAAGACUGACAAAUUGCGACAUGGCCUGUCAUAAGAAGUGCGAAAAAUUGACUGGAAAUCUGUGUGGACUGAAUCAAAAACUUGUUGCCGAAGCUUUGCAGGCUCUGAAAAGGGGUAAGUCAGCCUCUCCGUCGCAAUCGUCGGACAGCCAGAAUUCAGAAAAGUUGAGUCGAUUUUCAAGCGGACGUAUCACGCCACCAGCAACCAAUUUGCCAAGAUUUAAGAAGUAUUCAGUGACUGAUUUCAAUUUUCUUAAAGUUUUGGGUAAAGGAAGCUUUGGCAAGGUGUUGCUAGCAGAGCUGAGGGAUACCGAUUGCCUCUACGCCGUCAAGUGUCUGAAGAAGGAUGUUGUGCUGGAAGAUGACGACGUAGAAUGUACACUCAUCGAAAGAAAAGUACUGACUCUAGCGACGAGACAUCCGUAUCUCUGUCAUUUGUUCUGCACUUUUCAAACAGACUCCCAUCUGUUCUUUGUUAUGGAAUAUCUCAAUGGCGGUGAUCUUAUGUUUCACAUACAACGAUCUGGGAGAUUUCCUGAGCCUAGAGCGCGCUUCUAUGGUGCUGAGAUAUUGUCCGGUCUGACUUUUCUUCAUAAAAAAGGAAUCGUUUACAGAGAUUUGAAAUUGGACAAUGUUCUAUUAGACUUUGAUGGACAUAUCAGAAUUGCUGAUUUUGGCAUGUGCAAACUACAAAUAUACCUCGACCGAACCGCCGACACAUUCUGCGGCACUCCAGACUACAUGGCUCCGGAAAUAAUAAAAGGGCUGAAAUACAAUCAGGCAGUUGAUUGGUGGUCGUAUGGUGUUCUUCUGUACGAAAUGCUUACUGGUCAGUCACCGUUUUCGGGAUGCGACGAAGAUGAGUUGUUUUGGAGUAUUUGCAACGAGAGGCCGUUUAUACCGCGAUACUUGAGUCAAGAGGCGACUGAUCUAUUGGUUUGUCUGUUGGAGAAGGACGCAGGAAAACGAUUACCUGGGCAUGAGAUCAUAAUCCAUCCCUUCUUUCAGGGACUAUCCUGGGAUAGACUGGAGAGAAGACAGCUGGAGCCGCCCUUUAAACCAGCGCUUGAACACACCCUUGAUACCCGAUACUUUGAUGCAACAUUUACUGCCGAACGACCUCGCCUCAGCAUAGUGCCGGAGCAAAUCCUCAUCUCGAUGGACCAGGGAGUCUUCAGAGGAUUUUCUUACACAAAUCCCAAUGCGACCGACUGAUGAAUACCAAUUUUACUAAUUACCUAGUGUCGAAUGAUUUACUAAUGUGAAAACCGAUAGCAGUUUUCAGGUUCAGCUUGAUAUCAAGCGCCGAAAGCUAAGCCAAGCUAGGCAUCUUCCGACGUUUAAAAUAGAUGUAUUUGACGUCGUUUCAGUUUUACGAUUGCGUCGUGACACACACACACACACACACACACACACACAGAGAGAGAGAAACAGGCACGCCACAGACAUAAACGUAUACAAGGAAGGAGAAAAGGGAAAAAAAAGCAGACAGAGAAAAAAAAAUAAACGAAGGAAAAAGAAUAAAUGAGAUAGGAUAUACCUGUCGGUGAGAAGGAAAAAAAUAGAAUUCACGGCUACGAUCUUUGUUUGCAUGAAAUAGAGAUUCGCCCGGCCCAUCUUCUAGUCACGCGAAAUAUUUAACGCGUCGCAAAUAAGAGUUUUGCUUAUACGUAUUGUAUACCCUUACGUCUACAUAUGAAUUCGUCUCUUCGUCUUCUUGGGCUCACGUGGCCGUGGCUGUAAGUUAUUAAUACAUCAGAAGUAUCUUAUAUUAUUAUGGCCACGAUAGAUAAAGUUUUGAGUGUUUUCCCAGUGAAAAGACUCUCUUCUUCCUCCCUCUUCUGCCCGUUUGGCUUCGUACUCGCCGGGCUGCGCUAACUUUAGAUAUUCCGAGGAAGUAGCAAAUCGGCAUUAGUGCAGUUUUGCUUUCGUUAUGAUAUCUGAAACGGUUCUGUUCAGUGUCUUUAACACGAAUUCGACCGGGAUUUGUUUAAUAUAAACCUCGUUCUCUGGCACCGAUUUUUAUUGUUGGAUCAUUGAUUUUUUUCCCCCCAUCGAUAAUCACUAAGACCGUGCCAAUUCCCGUACUCACGUAACUUCAUCUAUACAGCUCCAACAAUUUUGGCUCGGAGAAAGUAAAUAAUAAAAUUGCGUUUGCAAACGA